GGGGGGGAAGCAGUGGAGAAGCCAUCUUGGUGGUGCUGUGCCGGGAACUGCGGGCAGUGGGGCUCGGAGCCUGUCCCUGGUGCCGUGUCCGUUAAGUUGAUUUUACAGAAUUUAUCAGGUCUCCAAAGCAGAAACAGGUGAUUUUUGCUGUGGGUUGAGCUCAGCAUGGCUGUAGUCAUCCGUUUACAGGGGCUUCCUGUUGUUGCGGGCCCUGCAGAUAUCCGUCGUUUCUUCUUGGGAUUGAAUAUUCCCGAUGGAGGUGUGCAUAUUAUUGGAGGAGAGAUUGGGGAGGCUUUUAUUAUAUUUGCAACAGACGAAGACGCACGGCGCGCCAUGAGCUGCUCGGGAGGGUUUAUCAAGGACUCGCACAUAGAGCUGUUUCUCAGCAGCAAGGCAGAGAUGCAGAGCACCAUAGAAAUGAGCCGGAAGCGAUUUGACCGUGGGGGACGAGAAACGAUGUCUGGCUCCAGAAGAAUGGGUACCAAUGGUUCGGGGGUUGGAGACAUGCCACAUUUGGGCACGCCUUUUCCAAAAGGAGUGAGUAAACCUGGUUACGGUCCGCCGAGCCACCCGGAGGCUGGUUUCCACACCAAUGGCGCAAGACAUGGGGAUCUAGGCAUGCCCAAGUCAAGCUAUCAGUCGCUAGACGACGCUCAUCCCUUUAUCCCAGAUGAUCUUUACUUGUUUCUCCGUGGCAUCCCUUACUCUGCGACAGAAGACGAUGUGUGUGCUUUCCUUUCUGGGAUCCGUGUGGAUGGAGUGAUUCUGAUCAAGCGUCACAAUGGCUUAAACAGUGGUGACUGCCUGGUAAAAUUCGCUACGCCGGGUGAUGCCUUAGAGGCGCUUAAGCGGCACAGACAGUACAUGGGUCAGAGGUAUAUAGAAAUUAGCCCAACUACAGAGGAGCGGUGGAUUGAGUACGGUGGGGUGGUUGACACGCCAGAUGAAAUGGAUCGCUUCUCCUGCGAGGACUGUUCUCCGAGGAGUUCGGGCUACAUGCAUUCAAGGAGGCAUUCACGUUCAAGGUCACCAAGGAGACAAAGAACACGCUCUCGUUCACCUCCUCACCAGGAGUACUACAUACACUUAAGAAACUUAUCUACUAAUCUGGAAAAGAGAGAUCUGAUAGACUUUUUUCCUGACCUGGAUAUAUGCAGCACGCAAAUCAAGCUUCUUAUGGAUAAGCAUCAGAGAAGGACUAGAGAUGCCUUUGUGAUGUUAAGGAGUGAGAGAGAUUAUCAUGCUGCUUUGAAAUGUCAUAGAAGGGUUCUUCUCAAUCGUUCCGUUUACAUCUUUCCAAUUUCCAGAAAGUCAAUGUUGAAAAUAAUUGAUUCUUGUGAGAGGAAAAGGUCACAGGGCAGAGAUCGUUCUGGACAGUCCACGCCAGAGAAAAGCUACCGGGAAGGGCAUUCUAGCCCCAAGAGAUGUGUUUACGUAAGGAAUUUCCCCUUCGAUGUGUCAAAGAUCGAAGUGCAACGGUUCUUUGAAAGGUUUGAUGUUGACGAAGAUGAUAUUUACUUGCUCUACGAUGACAAGGGAGUUGGGCUGGGAGAAGCAUUAGUAAGGUUCAAAUCUGAAGACGAAGCCAUGGAGGCAGAGAAUUUAAAUCGUCGAAGGUUCUUGGGAACGGAGGUCUUGGUAAGACUUAUCUCUGAAGACCAGAUGGAGAAGUUUGGUGUAACUGUGCCAUUGUUUACACCAAAUGACAUGCAGGAUCAUUCACAUCCAUAUGACAGAGGUGAGCUUUCCUGUCCAAUCGGUUCACCAUCUGGGCCACCACAGGGGCCACCCAUGCACUCAUUUGGUUCCCCUGGGAAUUUUGGGCAUCCUUCUGAAUUUAGGCACCCUCCUGAGGACUUCAUGUGCCCUCCUAAGGAUUUUAGAGGCCCUCCACCCCCCCUGGAUUUUGGUGGUGACAGUGAACCUUUUGGCAGAAUGGAGUUUGGGAAUAACAAACUAGGAGGUUUUCCGGAAGGAAGGUUUACACCGGAUCCGAGUUUCAGUGGUGGCUCUGACCGCGUUGUUCCUAUUCGAUUGAAAAAUUUACCUUUUAAAGCUACUCCUAACGAGAUCCUGGAUUUUUUCUAUGGCUACAGCGUGAUACCCGAGUCAGUUUCUGUACAGUACAAUGAACAGGGAUUGCCUUCGGGCGAUGCUAUUGUCGCUAUGACAAACUAUGAGGAAGCUAUGGCUGCUAUUAAUGAACUGAAUGAUAGGCCAAUCGGUCAGAGGAAAGUUAAGUUGAGCUUGCUGUGAAGGAGGAAAAGAUGCUCUAGAGUGAAGCAUCUUAGAUGACAGUAUUGACGGUUGUUUUCACUUCUUUAACUGCUGGAAGAUGCAGAAGAACGUUUCCAUCGAGGGUUGUAAAUAAUGUCUGGUUCAGUGGUUCAGCUCUUGGUUGAAGUAUCUCAACGGUUAAGAUACGAGAACUCGCUGUGCCUAUUUCUUGUGACAUAGAGGAGCCCUGAAACUGGAGGACAUCGAAUGUCUUGAGGUAUAAAGGCAUGGAGUUUUAAUGCUUUGGGGGUUUUUUAAAUUAGUUUUUAAUGCCAUGGCCCAUGACUUUUGCAUCAAACAAAACAAUGCCAGUGCUGGUUCAGACGGGUCAAACAGGAAGAGCUUCAGUGCUGCCUGCAUUAGUAAAUAACACUUCUCACUGACCUUAGCUUAACAGAAGUAAACAAAACAAAUUUGCUUUUUAUUGAAUGUGUAAGUUGUUCAGGUUUUGUUCAGUCUCCUGUGUCUGCAGGCAUUCCUAGCAAAAGAAGAAAGAA
Dryobates pubescens (Downy woodpecker) is the source of this 2774-nucleotide messenger RNA. RefSeq names its product RNA binding motif protein 12B (gene RBM12B). The transcript has 3 exons. Gene Ontology annotation, biological process: regulation of RNA splicing. Gene Ontology annotation, cellular component: ribonucleoprotein complex; nucleoplasm. Gene Ontology annotation, molecular function: RNA binding. The record is from RefSeq and is a predicted model, not a curated record. Bases 166 to 2256 code for a protein of 696 amino acids. NCBI's taxonomy places the organism in Eukaryota, Metazoa, Chordata, Aves, Piciformes, Picidae.